Messenger RNA from Phycomyces blakesleeanus NRRL 1555(-), 1365 nucleotides. RefSeq lists its product as hypothetical. NCBI's taxonomy places the organism in Eukaryota, Fungi, Mucoromycota, Mucoromycetes, Mucorales, Phycomycetaceae. The transcript has 8 exons. The record is from RefSeq and is a predicted model, not a curated record. The coding region runs from base 1 to 1365 and encodes 454 amino acids.
AUGGCAAUGGUUGAUGAACUUGUUGACAAUGCUGGUGAAAUAAUUGACCAUCCAAAUGUUGUAUUUCCUUUGGCAAGUGAGGUCAAAGCUCCUGGAAGACCUAAGCACGUCAAAAGGAAAACUGCUCUCCCAAAGGACUUUGUCCGUCACAAGCACAGACAUCUCCUUGUGCAAAAGAACAAAAAUGAUAUCAGAAGUAUUUUGAAAGAAGGACUUAAAGAAGUGAUGAAGGAGUUCUUAGAGGAAGAGCCUCUCAAAAAUAUCAUAAAAGAAAUAAAAAAAGAAACCCAAUUCGCUGAAAAACAAGAGCCUCUCGAAGAAGCUAAAACAACCAAUUUCGCUAAAAAGCAAGAGCCUCUCGAAGAAGCUGAAAAAUAUUCCUCUGGAAUUAAAAGACCUAAACAUCUCCAAGACGACUACUGGUACGAUUUGCCUAGUCCAAAAAAACAAAACAAAAAUGUGCAUGACUUUGCUCUGCCUGCUCAAAUCGACCAAGCCGCCAUUUCGUUGACGUUUAACCCCAAGUCCGAUGUUUGGUGCGGUUUCCGUGUAUUUGCACACCUGAAAGAGGGUGGAGAGGAUCAGUUUCCUUUGGUGAAGAAGAUGUUGGCCACGAUGGCAACCCACGGUAAACUUUACGAGCACAACUUUGGCAUGGAUGUUGCUGAAGUGACAGAGGUCAUUGCCUUUGGCUCCGAGAUUGACCCUGCUCUUGGGGAAAAUAUCCCAUCUUGCCCUUCCUCUAUGUGGUUCUCUGCACCAGACUGUGCUCAGAUAAUAGCUGACACCUAUAACGAGCCUGUUUGUGUGUACUCGGACGAUCGGAGCGUCUUGCCUGUAACUUUCCUUCCCCUCCAUGAUCGGAAGCCUCUCAAAAGAAAGCCAUUGCCGAUGGUCUUGCACCAUGUACAUGGGUGCCACUGGACAACAAUUAAAGUGAAGCCUCAUGUACAUCGGUCCUGGCCUAAGACAAGUGAUUAUACUGGAUGGGGACAGGGUGUUACACACAGAAACGAUGGAUGUCUGCCGGACAAAUCAUACAACACUUCUCUAUUUGUCGUCAGUCCAAGACAUGCUCAGGAACCCGAUUCAGCCGUCUUGUCGGGUGGUCAUAUGCCAAGCUCAACCACUUGCACAAGGCUCCUUUCUGUUCUCUCCCCAAUCUUUUGCUUAGGCCUUCUGGACCAUUUUGUUGGCUCUGGAGAUCCUGUUUUGCCCACUCUCUUGAAGAAGUACUUGAGAGUGGGUAGAAUCAUACCAGCUACUAAUGAAAUCUGGGCUGCACCAAAGUCUGCAAAAUGGAUAUAUAUUAUUGUACUGGCCCUGAUAGAUUCGCUUAUGCCACUCAAAUUAGAAGUACUAUAA